Messenger RNA from Acanthopagrus latus (yellowfin seabream), 2509 nucleotides. It is a transcript of the gene slc35d1a, whose product is annotated as solute carrier family 35 member D1a. Gene Ontology annotation, molecular function: GDP-fucose transmembrane transporter activity; antiporter activity. The transcript is spliced from 12 exons. The record is from RefSeq and is a predicted model, not a curated record. The coding region runs from base 1 to 972 and encodes 323 amino acids. Gene Ontology annotation, cellular component: Golgi apparatus. Lineage: Eukaryota; Metazoa; Chordata; Actinopteri; Spariformes; Sparidae.
AUGGCGGACAAACCUCUGACACUGUUCGUGAAGCUGUUUGCCGCUGGAUUUUACGGUGUGAGCUCGUUUCUCAUCGUCGUGGUGAACAAAAGUGUCCUCACCAACUACAGGUUCCCUUCUUCAAUAUGUGUCGGAAUUGGACAAAUGUUGGCCACGGUGGUAGUGCUGUGGGUGGGCAAGGCUGCGAGGGUGAUCAGCUUCCCAGACUGUGAUGAGAGCAUACCUCGAAAGACGUUUCCUCUACCUCUCCUGUAUGUGGGAAAUCAAAUCACUGGUCUGUUUGGAACCAAACGGCUGAAUUUGCCGAUGUUUACUGUCCUCAGGAGGUUCUCCAUUCUAUUCACGAUGAUGGCCGAGGCACUGCUGCUCAAGAAGAAAUUCUCCAGGCCAGUCCAGCUGACAGUAUUUACAAUGAUCCUCGGGGCGUUCAUAGCUGCGAGUGCCGACUUGGCCUUUGACAUGCAAGGCUACGUGUUCAUUCUCCUGAACGAUGUGCUGACUGCAGCCAACGGAGCCUAUGUGAAACAAAAAUUAGAUGCAAAGGAGCUGGGGAAAUAUGGAUUAUUAUAUUAUAAUGCAUUAUUUAUGAUCAUUCCCACACUACUGUUGGCUCAUCUGACUGGAGACAUGCAGAAGGCAGUGGAAUAUGACGGUUGGUCGGAUAUGUUUUUCCUCACCCAGUUCAUCCUCUCUUGCAUCAUGGGGUUUGUUCUCAUGUAUUCCACGGUGCUUUGUACACAAUACAACUCUGCAUUAACAACGACGAUUGUGGGCUGCAUCAAGAAUGUCCUGGUGACAUACAUCGGGAUGGUGUUCAGUGGAGACUACAUUUUCUCUUGGACUAACUUCAUAGGUUUGAAUAUUAGUAUUGCUGGCAGCCUGGUGUACUCCUACAUCACCCUCACAGAGGAGCAGUCCAACAAAGCGAGUGAGAGCACCAAGCUGGACAUCAAGGGCAAGGUGGUUGUAUGACACAGAGACAGAGACACUGGAUUUAAUUAUUUUUUAUGCUGAUGAACCGGAGAACUGUAUUUUUAGUACGACUUUUAUUUAUGGAGUAUUUUAGCAGUGAAAACAUGGAAUAAUGAUGGUGGGAAUGGUUUUGUGGCAACUUCCUCUCCAUGUUGUGGAAAUGGAGCCAUGGGUACGAGCCCUCCAGAGGGAUUGUGGGUUGAUGUUUUUGUUUUUAAAGCUGGUGUUUUCUUUUCUUUUUUUUAUAUAUUUGUAUUUUGAUACUGUACAUGUGAGCAUUGAGAAGAAGGGAAACAUGGAACCAAUAUUAUUUAUGUUACAACAUUUGCUGACAUUUUAGACAACAAUCUAAAUGUCGGGAUGACGAAAUGUUUCGGCUGGAAUGAUCAGUUGUUUUGAAUCAAGCGUGGGUGUGUUCAGAUGAAUUGUGGGAAUAUUAGGUAAUGUUUAUUAUAAAGGCACAAUCCUGUUUUUUUGUUUUUUUUAAAUUGCCUUUUCUGGUUUGCUGUUUACAAGGAAUGUAACUUUAGCUGCCUUCUAAGCACAGUGAGCUGCACUGACACUCGUUACACGUCGUUUGGGUCUCAUUUCUUUUGAUUAGAUUUUUUUCGAUUUUUAUCACAUACACUGUUAAAAGCUUGUGACAAGACGACAUGAUGACAGUAACCUCAUCCUGCAAACAACCAAAGUGGAUGGGCAGUGGAUUGUGGCUUUAAAUAAUGUUGCUGCCUCCUUUUUUGGGAGAUAAUUUUCAGAUUACAGUUUACAUGUUGCUCUCUCAGUAUUACAGAAUGGUUGUUGUAAGCUGGUUCUCUCUAUGCAGAAUUAACAAACAGUACUUCAUCGUUUGUUAUUUUUACAAGGGGAUCCAUCUGUUCUUCUUUUUCUUGACACGAUGUUAUCGCACUUUUAACCGAGGUAGUGAAACUGAAUUGCCUCACCUCCUGUCACAGUCAUUGAUGAGAUUAUUGUGCUCUCCUGAAGUGUAGGUUUCAGGGUUUUUUUUAAAGUAUUACAAGAGAAUCGUGGGUUUUUCUAAACCUUUAAUAGUCAGGUACGAGUGAUGACUUUUUUUGUUUUUGUUUUGUUUUUUACAUUUUUAUCUACAUCAUUUUAUAUUUAUUACUUUUUUUAGACUAAUAUUCAUUUUGUAGGUGGAGUGGCUUGUGCAUUGUUGAUGCUGAUCUGUCUCAAACACAGUAACCAUGGAUUUGUAGCAAUGGUGUAUUUUUACAUUAAAAAAAAAGACUCUGACAUGUUUUCCUUUGUUGUCGUUGUCCAAGCUACAAUGUGUGGCAGCUUGUUUACAGCGCAUACUGCGACGCUCCCGUUAUAUCCAAAUUGAGUCUCAUAUAUGGUCAUUAAUGAAGUUGAUUAAUCCGGGAUAAUUGAACACAGUUCUACCAAGGCUCUUGUGUUUACUGUAUUUGCAGCAGACAAUAAACCACAGUAGAGUGAUGGCUCCCCCUUCUGUCACAAAAAGUCACAUUGGAAACACUUAGCAGGAUUACAUGUGAGCUGUGAGUGAGGGCUCCAU